This is a messenger RNA of Trichomycterus rosablanca, 3643 nucleotides long. RefSeq names its product phosphodiesterase 6C, cGMP-specific, cone, alpha prime (gene pde6c). Gene Ontology annotation, biological process: visual perception; signal transduction. The coding region runs from base 1 to 2550 and encodes 849 amino acids. The transcript is spliced from 22 exons. The record is from RefSeq and is a predicted model, not a curated record. Gene Ontology annotation, molecular function: protein binding; 3',5'-cyclic-nucleotide phosphodiesterase activity. Lineage: Eukaryota; Metazoa; Chordata; Actinopteri; Siluriformes; Trichomycteridae.
AUGGCAGACAAGGACAGCGUGGAGAAGUACCUGGAGAACAACCCUCAGUUCGCCAAAGAGUACUUCGACAGGAAGGUGCGAGCCGAAGCCAUCGCCGCCGCCUUCACCGAGAAGCUGGACAUCAAGGACCCGUCCUCGUACAGCGACGUCUCGCUGGUCCAGGAGGCCACGAUCAUCUUCGACCUGGUCCGGGAGAUGCAGACCGAGCAGGAGAUGGAGAAGGGCAUGCACAGGGUCCUGCAGCGGAUAUGCAUGCUGGUGAACGCCGACCGCUGCAGCUACUUCAUGCUGAGGGCUCGCAACGGGAUCCCCGAGCUGGCCACGUGUCUGUUCGACGUCACCCCCCUGUCCACGUACGAGAACAACCUGGUGAACCCCUUUUCUGAGAUCGUUUUCCCCACAGACAUCGGGGUCGUCGGGCAGAUAGCCACGAACAAGAGAGGAGUAAACAUUCCUGACGUCAAACAGUAUCCUCGCUUCAGUGACUUUGUGGACAAGCAGACAGGCUACACCACCAAGAACAUGCUGGCCGCGCCCAUCGUGGCGGGAAAGGACGUGCUGGGCGUCGUCAUGGCGAUAAACAAAAUUGGAGGGAAUGAAUUUUCCAAGACUGAUGAAGAUAUCUUUACCAAGUACCUGAACUUCGGCUCGGUCAUCGCUCUUCAGCAUUACACCAACUACAUGUGGAACGUGGAGUCCAGGAGGAGCCAGGUUCUUCUGUGGUCGGCCAGCAAGGUGUUCGAGGAGCUGACGGACAUCGAGCGGCAGUUCCACAAAGCGCUGUACACCGUGAGAACCUACCUCCAGUGUGAGAGGUACUCGGUGGGGCUGCUGGACAUGACCAAGGAGAAGGAAUUCUACGACGAGUGGCCGGUCAAACUGGGGGACGUGGAGCCGUACAAGGGCCCCAAGACGCCCGACGGCAGGGAAGUGAACUUCUACAAAAUCAUCGAUUACCUCUUAGAGGGCAAAGAGGAGAUCAAAGUCAUUCCGGGACCUCCUGCGGAUCACUGGGCCCUCGUUAGCGGACUUCCCACCUACGUGGCUGAAAACGGCUUCAUUUGUAACAUGAUGAACGUCGCUGCUGAUGACUACUUCACAUUCCAGAAAGAAGCCGUGGACGACACCGGCUUUGUGAUUAAGAACGUCUUGUCUCUUCCUAUCGUCAACAAAAAAGAGGAAAUUGUGGGCGUGGCUACGUUCUUCAACCGAAAAGACGGCAAACCGUUUGAAGAGCAGGACGAGCAGAUCACCGAGGCGCUCACGCAGUUUCUGGGAUGGUCGGUGCUCAACUGCGACACCUACGACAGGCUGAACAAGAUGGAGUGGAAGAAGGAGAUCGCUCAGGAUAUGGUGCUGUACCAAACCAAAGCUACUCUGAACGAGGUUCAGGAGAUCUUGAACACGAAGGAGAAAUUCGACAAAACUCCGGAGGACUGCGAUCAGAAGGAGAUGUACAAACUUUUGAGGGCGAACAUUCCUGAAGCCAAGGACGUGGACCUGCUGGAGUUCAGCUUCAGCGACUUUCCUCUGUCCGAGCUGGACCUCAUCAAGUGCGGCAUCCGGUGCUUCUUCGAGCUGGGCGUGGUGGAAAAGUUCAAAGUUCCUGCAGAGGUCCUAACUAGAUGGAUGUACACAGUGAGGAAGGGUUACAGAGACAUCACCUACCAUAACUGGAGACACGGCUUCAACGUGGGCCAGACCAUGUUCUGCUUACUGCAGACCGGGAGACUGAGGAAGUACUACUCCGACCUCGAUGCCUUCGCCAUGGUGGCGGCUGCUUUUUGCCACGAUAUCGACCACCGGGGCACCAACAAUCUGUACCAGACCAAGAGCGCGUCACCUCUGGCCAAGCUUCAUGGAUCGUCUAUUUUGGAACGGCACCACCUCGAAUACAGCAAGACCCUCAUGGGAGAGGAGAACCUGAACAUUUUCCAGAGCCUCCAGAAGCGGCAGUUCGAGACGGUGCAGCACCUACACGACGUCUGCAUCAUCGCCACCGACCUGGCCCUGUACUUCAAGAAGAGGACCAUGUUCCAGAAGAUCGUCGACGCCACGGAGCCCAUGCCGGACGAGAAGGAGGCUAUUAAUUACAUCUCCAACAACCCCAUCAGGAAGGAGAUCAUCAUGGCGAUGAUGAUGACCGGUUGUGAUUUGUCUGCCAUCACAAAACCUUGGGAGGUCCAGAGUCAAGUAGCUUUGAUGGUGGCUGCUGAAUUCUGGGAGCAGGGUGACCUGGAGCGGACCGUCCUCGACCAGCAGCCCAUUCCCAUGAUGGACAGGAAUAAAGCCGCCGAGCUUCCCAAGAUGCAGUGCGGCUUCAUCGACUUCGUCUGCUCGUUCGUCUACAAGGAAUUCUCAAGAUUCCACAAGGAAAUCCAGCCCAUGUUCGACAGCCUGAACAACAACAGGUCUCACUGGAAGGAGCAGGCCGACGCCUAUCAGGCCAAACUGGACGCCAUCGAGAACGAGAAGAAGAAACUGGAGGAGGGAAACAACACAAACAAAGAGCCAGAAGGAGCGAAGUCGAAAACAUGCACCAUAUUUUAAAGAGAUCGUCGGACCCGGAGCCGGAGGAACUGAGGUACCAGCAGGUGGAAGAGCCACUUCCUCUUUAUUUUCGGGACCUUCAUCGUUUUUACUCUUCUGUGACCCGCAGACGCUCACGAGCUGAUUUGAUACACACAGAUUCUUGUAAACACGGAACAGCCCGGCUGGAACAUGACGAGAUCCUGUGCGGUGAUCGCUGCAGCGGCUGCGGGACGGUGGUUCCAUUACCACGAACUUUUGCACGAUGAGAACUGCAUUUAAAAAUCUUACAUUGAUUUAGACGUGUGUUAAAUCUGUACUUUUAAACCGGGAGCGAGAAACAAUCAUGGACUGAUUAUUCACCGAGUUAUGUAGCACUUUGUCUUCUCUGUUGUUCCCAUUAGGGGGCGCCGCAGCAGAUCCUGAACAUCCUCUUUUGCAUCCUGACUCCCUUUCCCCAUAGAACUCUCACCCCUCCUCUGCACACGCUCAGAUCAUCUCAAUCUCGUCCAUCCUCGUCACUCACCAAUGAGCCAUAUAACAUAUCAGGCCUCACUACUGUCACGUAGACUCUCCCUUUUACUCUAUCAGACACCCUUCUAUCACAAACCACCACACUCUUCUUCACCUCUCUGUCACGCCCUCUGUUCCUCUGUACAAUCCACCCUCCGCACUCUACUUUACCUCUCUACCACGUACUCUGUCCAAUCCACCCUCCGCACUCUCUUCUUCACCUCUCUACCACACCCUCUGUUACUCUGUCCAAUCCACCCUCCGCAUUCUCUUCUUUACCUCUCUACCACCCCUCUGUUACUCUGUCCAAUCCACCUUCCGCAUUAUACCACACCCUCUGUUACUCUGUACAAUCCACCUUCCGCAUUAUACCACACCCUCUGUUACUCUGUACAAUCCACCCUCCGCAUUAUACCACACCCUCUGUUACUCUGUCCAAUCCACCCUCCGCACUCUCUUCUUCACCUCUCUACCACACCCUCUGUUACUCUGUACAAUCCACCCUCCGCAUUAUACCACCCCUCUGUUACUCUGUCCAAUCCACCCUCCGCAUUCUCUUCUUUACCUCUCUACCACCCCUCUGUUACUCUGUCCAAUCCAC